Aspergillus versicolor CBS 583.65 is the source of this 630-nucleotide messenger RNA. RefSeq names its product DUF4396 domain-containing protein. The coding region runs from base 1 to 630 and encodes 209 amino acids. Lineage: Eukaryota; Fungi; Ascomycota; Eurotiomycetes; Eurotiales; Aspergillaceae. The transcript is spliced from 2 exons. The record is from RefSeq and is a predicted model, not a curated record.
AUGACACUCCUGUGUCGACAGCAGCCACUGUUGAGAGUCCUGCGUACCAACACGGGCCUUCCGAGUCUCGCCGCACCUCGACCGGCUUACAUUGACAGGAAGCACUCGUCCUCAACAUGCAAGAAACAGGCCCAAGCUGCCCAGCAUGAUAAUAUACCAACACACAAACUCUCUCCCCUCCAGCGCAAGUUCUGGACCUGUCGCUCCACGUGGCGACGGGCGGGCAUCAACACGCUGCGAUGCCUGAUCGGAUGCUCCAUCGGCGACUUUUCGGCCCUGUGGAUGCUGCAGACUUAUUUUCCCGCUCUGGGGAUGGGGACUAUCAUGGCUGCAUCGAUGGCCUCAGGCAUCACAACGUCCAUCAUACUGGAGACUGUCCUCCUUCGACGCGGCCCUGAUAGGCUUUCGUGGUCGAUGGCCGCUCGGACGGCAAUGGGUAUGAGCCUUGUCUCGAUGCUGGCUAUGGAGGCUGCGGAGAACCUGGUCGAUUACCAUCUUACUGGUGGUGUCGUGGCCCUCGAUGACCCCCGCUUCUGGAUGGCUGCUGUGGUGUCUGUUGGUGCUGGCUUUCUGGCGCCGCUGCCGUAUAAUUAUUGGCGGUUGAGGAAGUUUGGGAAGGCUUGUCAUUGA